CGGACAUGGCAGCUGCCUGUGGGAAGCUCUGUCACAAAUCCGCCAGUUAAGAUAUUUAGCCAAAUAAAACGUGAGCUAACCGAGCUGACAGAUGUUGUGUUUCUCUGUCAGAGCCAUGGAGUAAACAGCUGGCAGCGGGCAAAUUGGCUUCUGAUCUGGAUGGAACCGACGGGUCUACGAGACGUUUUCAAAUGUAUAACAUUAUCCAUUGCAGCAAUGGAGGAUAUUGGUCUCCAUCCCAAACCCACCAAUGACCCCCCUCACAGAGCCACAGUCACUGAGAGUUUUGGGCUGCACCACAUCCCAGCAGACCAUCUUCACGACACUGAUGCAAGUGGGAAAUCUGACAUGCAUAAAGAUGUGCUCCUUAAUACAACUGCCAAAAAUGGCAACACUAAUAAGGCAGGGGCUGGCAGGAAAAAACUCCAAGCCAAAGCGGCAGAUCCAUCAAAGUGGAACCAAAACAAGCAGAAACAGCUGAGGAUGGAAGGUAAAUCGUACGUGAGCAAACGCAAAAAAGACGGCGAGGUUGUAACAAAACAGCCAAGAGCAAUGGGACCGAGGUGCACCUCGAAUGCAUGCAAAAAGGCAUCAAACCGGCUUUGUAAUGAAAUCAACGAAGAGACCAGGAAGAAAGUGUUUGAUGAAUUCUGGCAGCAGAUGGACUGGGCUCAGAGAAAACUGUACGUAUCACAACAAGUUGACCGUGACCCUGUGGAAAGAUCUCGUGCAGUGGGAGCGCAGUCAAGAAGAUCGGUUUCACACCGAUAUCACUUGAUGGUGAAUGGCAAAAGAAAACAAGUGUGUAAAAACAUGUUCCUGUCCACCCUGGGGAUAGGAGAGUGGUCGGUGCUCAACUGGACACAGAAAGGAGCAACAACGAAGAAUGAAUCAAGUGAGAACAAUUUGGAAAAAAGGCAGGCUGUCCCUCCGUGCCCACAACAGGUCCCUGUUUCUUCUGCAGUCAGUAAUACUGCAGACGUUACCCAGGAACAAGGGAAUGCCACUGACAAAGACAAAGACAGGCCACCAGAACCCGAGGGGUCAGCCAGAAAGAAAUCCAGAGUUGCCACGCCGCUAACAUGGAAACACAAUCGACAGAAGCAACUUAGAAUGGAGGGAAAACCAUACAUCAGCAAACGAAAGAAAGACGGCACGACCAUAACUAAAGGUCAGAGGACCAUGGGAUUAAGAUGCACGUCCGGUGCUUGCAAAAGGGCAUCCAACCGCUUCUGUGCAGACUUCAGUGAGGAAAUGAGGAACGAGCUGUUUACCAGUUUCUGGCAGUGUAUGAACUGGGCUCAGAGAAAGACCUAUGUGUCCGGAUUAGUCGACUGUGACCCGGUGGAAAGAACCCGAGCACCGUGGACUCAGUCGAGAAGGUCGGUCUCCAUGCGCUAUCAUUUGAUAGCCAGCGGUGAAAGAAAACAGGUUUGCAAAAAGAUGUUCCUCUCCACUUUGGGGAUUGGAGAGUGGUCAGUGCUCAACUGGGCACAAAAUACAUCCAAGCAGGACAAUUCAGAGGAAAUCAACAAGAAGCAAACGAAAAGGAAGUCCCGUAAAGCUUCAGAGCAUGUAGUCCUGAAUCAGUUCCUCGAGGGUUUACCCAAAGUUCCUUCAUACUGUUGCGGGUCGUCUGUCUCCAAGCUGUAUCUGGAGCCGGUCUUCUCAAACAUGUCCGAGGUCUACAGGAAAUACUACAACCACUGCUUAGAGAGGAAGACGACACCGCUCUCUCGGCAGGUUUUCUGUGCUGUAUUUAAAAAGAUGGAUUUGGGAUUGUGUGACUCCAAAAGGGAUCAAGGGUGUUCUUUCGGUGGGAAUUUGUUUAAUGAGCUUUGGGAGGAAUACUGCUCGGAAAGAGGAGCUCCAGGGCCACAGCCAGAGAAAAGGGGUAACCAGUAGAGAGGGGUCAAGGACAAAAAGGUUCUGCGUUGAAGUUCAGUGCAUCUUGUUUGUUGCUUCAUUACGUACAACAUGAUCAUAUGAACAUUUUGGGAAAGUUGGAAUCCAAAACUUUGCUAAAAUGACUUAAGGAUCUCCAGUUUCAUUAAAUCCCAUUUAGCACAGACAGAUAGAUAGAUCACACUA
Messenger RNA from Etheostoma spectabile (orangethroat darter), 2091 nucleotides. RefSeq lists its product as uncharacterized. The coding region runs from base 160 to 1905 and encodes 581 amino acids. The record is from RefSeq and is a predicted model, not a curated record. Lineage: Eukaryota; Metazoa; Chordata; Actinopteri; Perciformes; Percidae. The transcript is spliced from 5 exons.